AUGGGAGUAGGAUCCGCUGGAAUCUACAUUCACGAAUUAUAUGACGUUUACAAAGUAGAAAGAAUUAUUAGAGUAGGUAGUUGUGGAUCUUAUACAGAUACUAUUGCUUUAGGGGAUACAGCUUUAAUUAAUGAAUCAGUUACUGAAGAUACUUUAUUACCUGAUCUUUUCUAUGAUGGUAAAUCUAUGCCUUAUUUAAAACCUAACGAAGAAUUAACAGAGAAACUAAGACAGUCUGCUAAAAAACUAGGAUAUGACCUUCCAGAAGGUAGAUCCUACUGUAAAGAUGUUCUUUAUGCUCCUAUGACUGCUGAUGAUAUGGCAACUAAAUUUGGAGUUAAGUUAGCUGAAUUUGAAUCUUACGCUUUAUUCUUUUACGCCGAUAUGAUGGGUAAAAAAGCAGCAGCUUUAGCAGCAGUUGUUGGUACUCGCGAUCCAGUAACUAAUAUGCCUGUUUUAUUAGCUGCAGAAAAACAUAUGGAUAUGAGAUGUAAAGCUAUUGAAAUUGUAUUAAACGCUGGACUUGAGGACUAA
Molecule: messenger RNA, 534 nt
Organism: Marmota flaviventris (yellow-bellied marmot)
Lineage: Eukaryota; Metazoa; Chordata; Mammalia; Rodentia; Sciuridae
Source: RefSeq, a predicted model, not a curated record